AAUAAAGUAAAAUUGAGGAAGCGAAGUAGCAGCCAGCAACCAGCAGCCAGAGGAGCUUUUAGCUAGUGUAGGUAAUAGCUACGUAAAAAAAUGGUUCGCAUUGAAGGAAAGUGCGACCUUCGCAGUUAGUUCUUGGGAUAUUAUAAAUGAAGACAAUAAGUUUACAGAAAAUUCUUGAAAAAGUGCAUAAAAUUGUAGUGAAUUUUUGUUUUACUAUUACAGUUUUAUAUUUGCUUCGCGAAAGAAGAGAAGCGAUAAAUAACGUGAAGAAGCUAAUGUAUGAACGAUAUGUAUGUGACUGGUGUGUAGCAUAAUAAGAAUGUAAAUGUAAAGAGAACAAAGAAGGAACGUGUGCAAUUAGUGUAUGUGUGUGUAUGAAGAAAGAAGCACGCGAAGGCACAAAAAAUCGGUGGGAAGUGAACUGCUCUCAACUCGAAAUUGUGCAAAGCUCUUUUUGGGGCUUAUGUUCAUGAGGGAUAGAGCAGAGUUGCAAUUGUGGAUGGUGGAUUUUUCUGAGUGGCAUUGUCAUAAUAAAGCAGAGGAAAGUAGCAGUUUCUGGAAUUUGUUAAUAUCUAAGCACAUCAUGUGAAUAUUUAAAGUAAAGUCUUUCUUCGAUUAUAAACAGGGGCCGAAAAAUGGAUCUGUUACUCGAAUUUCGUGUUUGCCAUUUUAGUGAUUGUUCCUUUGAACUGCUCCACUAAUUUGGACCAUUGGGGCAGCUAGGAGACAAUUACUCACAGCAUCCACCCAAUUACACUCGAUGUUUAAUUGUCAACGACAAAUUAAACCAUUAUUUUAAACGUGAAAACGCCUUUAUGAACAAAAUUGGAAUAGAAACACGAUAUAAACGAUCGAAAAUAAAUUACACAUGAUAUCUUAUGGUUUUAAAGCAAAUAUAAGACGUAACGAAGAAACAAGUAUUUAUGUCCAAACAAGUUGGCCUGCAAAACAGUCUUAUAAAUGCCCCUACAGCAUAUUCAGAAAAAAAGCUAUAUCCGAAGCUACAACAGCAACAAAAACUUGUAUACUAUUCGAAAUAUCCGAGAAGUUGCAGAAUACUGACAUUUCAAAAGUUUAUUUGCAAAAAAAUAUCGCCAGCGAAAGUGACGGUAACGGAGAAGUUGCGGGAGUCCGAAAGGAUUUGUGGUGCCGCAUCAAGUGGUAUCAAUAUUAAUAAGUUUAAGCAUAAGAUGGCAAAUACGCUUUCCGUCAUGACGAACGUUUUACGGAAUGUUGUCAGCAAGCAGCGUAUACGCUACAAGGGCAAUGGAUAUAAUUUAGACUUGACUUAUAUAUACGACAAUAUAAUUGCUAUGGGUUACCCGGCGGAUAAUAUAGAGAGUAUAUUUCGAAAUCGUUUAGAAGAUGUUUACAAGUUUCUCCAGGAAGUUCAUCAGAAUCAUUAUAAAAUUUAUAACCUAUGCCUUGAGCGUAGCUAUGAUAGCAAUAAAUUUCAUGGAAGAGUUGCUGUUUAUCCUUUUGAAGACCAUAACCCACCAACAAUAGAAUUGAUACAAAAAUUUUGUAUGGACGUGGAUGCAUGGCUGAAAGCAGAUAAGAAAAAUGUAGCCGCCGUACACUGUAAAGCUGGAAAAGGCAGAACUGGUACAAUGAUUUGUUGUUACAUGUUGUAUAGUGGACGGCAGAAAACUGCCGAAGAUGCUUUAGAAUGUUAUGCUGAGAAACGCACAAAGGAUCUCAAAGGUGUUACGAUUCCAUCGCAAAGGCGUUAUGUUCAGUAUUUUGCAAAAUUAAUACAAUCUGGUGUACCAUAUGAAAGGCGUAUUCUGCAAUUUUGUGAAAUUCGUUUUACUGAGGCUAACUUGUUGCACAGUUAUGGCACAGUGCAUUGCUCAAUUUCCGUGCUGGAAGACGAUGGAUGUUCUGUAAAAGUUAAGCAUCUGCUGGGGUUACCCAUCGAUUUUCGAAAAAGUCAUACACUGGAUCUUAAAAAUUUAUGUGUAGCCGGCGACAUAAAAGUAGAGCUGACGCAUAAAAAGAAAUUGUUCCAUUUCUGGUUUAAUACAUAUUUUGUGCGCGAUGACGCGGUCGUUGAAGGAGAAGGUGACGACGCGAAACUUGUGUAUACACUUAAUAAAUGCGAAAUCGAUGAUGCACAUAAAGACAAAGAGCACAAAUGUUUUUCGGAAGGAUUUAAGGUGCAACUUGUAUUCUAUGCGGAAACUUCAAUGCGACCUGGCUUACAAGCGAAUGUUAGUAGCAUAGCCAGCCAGGUUGUGAAUAAUCAAAGGAUGUCUCAAAAUGCGCGCCUCUCUCAUCAGAGUAGUGGUGGCGGGGGCGAAAGCAGCAGCAGCAGCAAUUGUCAAUUGCCAGAGAAUAGCAGCAGUGGUAGUGAUCUAAAUUAUAUUUGUGAUCAUAAGUCCUCCUCAUCGGCAUCGGCGUCGGUUAGCAGUUUGGGCGGUCCGUUAGUGGGUGGUGGCGGAGGCGGCAACGGUAGUGGCAGCAUUGGUGAGCUUUGUAUCGGUGAUACAACAAACGCAGACUUUUCCCACAUGGACGCUUCUCUUGUGGGUCCUCAAUACAUACAGCAUCAGCAUCAGCAACAUUUACAACACCAACAAAAACCACAAAUUUGCCAUAGGCAGAUAUACAAUACUGCGAAAAAUAGCAGCAGUGAUUGUGAAGUGUUCAAUUGCGAUACCGGCAUGAUGCCAUUGGGGCGAACACAUGCUGCAUCCACGAAUACAUAUGCGUUACUCCCACAACAUCAACAACAGCAACAACAUGAAGAACGGAUAUCCGUUAAUAAUAGACAGCUUUACACGGCAGCGAAAAGCGUUAGUGAUGACUGUGAUGAUUAUGGCGAUGGCGAUGCACGCAUCUCGUCAUUCGAGCGAAUAAAUGUUGCACCCACAACAGCGUAUGUGUUACAACCACAACAAAAUGAUGCGGAACGGAUUACUGUUAACUAUAGACAGCAGUAUAUGCCGGCGAAUAACAUAAGUGGUGACUGUGAUGUAUACGAUUGUGACGUAAGCGUUACGCCAAUUGCGCGCUUAAGCGCUGCACCUAUAACCACAUUUGCGCUACCCUCACAACAACAACAAGCCACGCAAUCACAACAUACUUAUGUGAACUUGGAGCACAUGAUGGCUGCAGCGGAUAAACAACAACAACUACAACUAAUGCAACAUUAUCAGCGGCAGCCGCCACAACAGAUAAUGAAACCGUUAUUCACAACAACACACAAUCAUGUAGCAACUACUUCAACAAUAGUGACCGCUGCAGGCACCAACAUAAUGAAAUUCGGCGUACCGUCAACAACAACGGGCUUAAUGUGCGGCGACAAAAAUAUUAUAUAUCAACCAUCAGUAAUGCACGGCGGUAGCAACGCAAACAGUGUCAGGCGUUUAGAUGAAGAGACAAGAACAACAAUGCAGACUAAUGGUUCAACUAGCGGCGGUGAAGUGAACGGUUGUAUUAGCGCCAACAGCAGUAAAAGCAGCAUUAGUAGUCACACAUCAUCUUCGGAAUCAACAACAUCGUGCUCGUCGUCGUCGGCGCCAAUGUCUGGUGGUGAUAAAGAUUGCGAAGAAGAAGACUGGGAGUCCGGUGAGUGCCAUCCAAAAAUGCCACACACAGUUGUUCCCAAAGCAUUACAGUUAUCUACACUAUUAGCUCCUUCCAAGCCUUCUACGGCUAACAGUACUACUACUACUUUCAGUAAUACCAACUCUAACUUUCCCAAUAUUACUUCUACUACUACUACCGUAACACAUACAACUUUACCUUCUACUGCUACUAUUACUACUCAUGCCAAACAGAUUUCCACUUCCACUUCCAUUUCCCAACAACCUUCGACAUUUUAUAUGAAUAUAAACAUUAAUAGUGGUAGUUAUAAUUGUAGUUAUUGUGGUUGUGAUGAUGAUGAAAACCAUCCCAAUUUAAAAUAUGAAUGUGAACAUAUUCAUGAAAAAGAAAAGUUGCAAAAAAACAAUUUUACCAUUAGCGAACGACGAUCAAGUUGCGAUGCAGUCAAAUUGAAUGGCGGCACAGAAGCUGUGUUUAGGUCAAAUGAAAAUGAAAAUGAAAAUAAGUUCAGUACUGAGGUAAGGGUUAGUACUGUAGCAGGUGUUGAAGUAGCCGCUAAUUUGUCAUCUAACACUGCUAGCCCAUUUAGUGCGUCACGUAAAACACAUGCGUUGAUUGCGUCUAAAAAACAUGAUGCAACUGUUGGCAAUAGCAAAUAUGGCCAUAUGAGCAAUGUCGUCAAUUCAUGGACGCAGAAGCCUAUUUUUCAACAAAAAUUCAACGCUAAAAAAUGUAGUGAACUGAGCUCAGCCGCAAUUACAGUCAAAAAAUCCAAUGCUUACGGCACUUCAGCUACGGCGAUUGGCGCCGAUGCUGCUAUGAUAGCUUUGAGCUGCUCGCCAGCGAGCGGUUGCAGUGGUUUGGCAAGCACUUCGCGUCGCAAAUUAAAAAAUAAAUUGAAGAAUAAUACGAAAAAAUUGUCCCAUUGGCUACAGAAUCACUUUCGCGCAAAUCCUGUAGAAUUUUGCGAAAAUUUCGUACAACACACGACUGCUAUGCGGCGCAACAGCAACUGUAGUGUGAGUAGUCGUACUCGCAAGCUGUCAAUGUCAUCAACGACGGUAUCAGUAACACCGGGUUCAUCGUUGCCCAAGCGACAAUUGUUAGUGCCACCGAAAUUGAUGAGUGAAAAAUGUGUUUUCAUUAACAGUGAAGGAGCUAAUGUGGGCACUUAUGAUAUUUACGGUGAGAUGGUGGAGAAUGCGCUGAAAGAUGAAAGUCUAACGGCAGAACCCGCCGCUGUUAAUUUACACAUAGUGAGUGUUAAUGGUGUUGUCGGUGAUGCGCGCACGAAAAUUUCGUUAUCCGAAUCGACAACGGCAUCAAAUGUCAGCUUGUCGACUGUCGGUGGCAGCACUGAACGCAGUGUGCACGGCGGUAGUGGUAGCAGUGAUACUUUUGAGGAUUUUUACUCAUCAAAUUGUGAUAAUCAGCUUAGCUUUAACAACUCGCCAUGUAAAAGUCCACGUUCGCUAGUUGAUAUAGCGGGCUCCAGCGCAUAUAGCGCAACACAUCAUGAUCUCUACGCGACCAGCUUGAAUGAGAGAAAUUUACAUUUGCAAAUGAAGCGUGAGCAUGUACAAAUGCAGCGGCAUAUUAAUGCACAAUCGCUAGAACACCCGCAGCACACUAACCAUCAUCAGCUGCAUCAACUCAAUGUCGUUGUAGUUGCAGCCAAGCCAGCUAAAACACAUGCAAUUGGUUUUAAUGUUACGAAAGACAAGAUGACAGAAAAAUGCGAGACAUAUGCGCAUGCGGGUAAUGUUUUAAACGUUCAAAACGCUGACCAAAAUAGAGAUGAAGCUGUUGAAAUGCCUGCAAAUCAAUUGAAUGCUAGUGAAAUGACAAUUGGCGCGAAUGUCACCAUUAUAACAACCGAGGAAGAUGAAAAAAUUAUUGCAAUGCAAGAAAGUGUCAUCGUCGAUGGUCGCGCUAAGAGUCACGUGAGUCGUGAUCUAUUAGCACCGAAACUUAAUUCUUUUAAUGAAAUCGAAGAGGGUAUUGAAGAUGGCGCUACAACGGCUUCAAGCGUUUCUUUCACGCCAAAAUUGACAACUGGUAUUGGUGACGAUGUUAUUGAUAGUGUUGAACCAAAACAUUAUCCAUUCGAAUUUCUCAAUGUGCAAAAUGAGCUUAAUAACUUAUCUAUGCACACUGCAGCUAAUAAUAGCGAGUUGGAAAAUGAAGUGUCAAGUAAGUGUCAUGAGCAAAGCUCUAAAACGCCUACACCCAUUAUAACUGCUGCUGCACACCAGUCAAAUUUUGUUGCAGACGAAAAUUGCGCUUUAUUGUCUACAGCAUCAGUGUUUCCAGGUAUAGCGUUAAACCCAACAACAACGCUGGAAGGUGUUACUUCCACUGAUAACGUGAACAAUUCUAAACAUUGAUGGCCGCAGAGCAGGGUGGUCUUGCGAUUGCAAUGUUUUUAAUUUUUUUUCAACGUGUUUUUGAAUAUAGUUAACGAAAGAAUAGAAACUGGCUUUUGCAAGUUAACGAUAGAGUGGAGUUGUAUUUGCGACUUUGCUAAAAUACAGUUUUUUUUUACGAUUGUAGGUUAGUUAUGCAGUCAAAAUGUUUAUUCUCUACUGUCAAGUAAUUUGAGUAAACCGCGUUGAUUUGUUACUUUGAAUGAUCUUACUUACUUUUCGUUUCUGUGCUCCAAAACUGCGUCCAAUUUAUUGCAGCUUGUGCACUGCACGUUUCUUGCACAUCAUUAUCCAUUGCUAUGUCUUGCGUUAUACUGUAUUUGGAACCAAAUACAAAUGCAAUGAAAAAAAUUCUGUUUGGACAUUUGAAAACAUCAGCAAUCGCCUUUUCGGUGUUUCCACCACAAUUUAUUUUUAUUAUUCUUACAUACAUAAAAUAAUAUUUAUAUAUAUACAAAUAUGUGUAUAUGGUAUAUAUACAUAUAAAUAUCAAGAUCUCAUACGACUUCUCGUAUAAAUAAUAAAUGUACAGAACGGAUUAAUAUUCGCUGGUGUUCUAUUUUUUAUUAUUAUUAAAAUUAGUUAAGUAAUUGCUUACAUUUGAAUGUAGUUUUCUUUAGGUUGUCAAUAACUAAGGCAACAAAGUAUAUUUAAUCAACACUACCAGUACUAAAUCCCUACACUACCAUUGCCCGUUCAAGCAAAGUGUCGAAGAAGCAAAACAAUUUCUUAACAAAACUUAUUCUUAAUAGUUAAAAAGAGUUAACCUAUUCAAAUACCCUUCAAUUUACAUAUAUAUACAUACAUACAUAUACUGGAUUAAAUGGAACUAAACAACGGUUUGUCGUUAACACACACUUUACCUAUUUACAAAAAAACAUACAUACAUAAAUAUUUGAAUAUACCCAAAAACAAACUUUAAAUAAUUAUAUACGUUCAUAAACCAAUUUAACAAUAAAUUUUAAAAUAAUAAAUAUACGACGGUUUGAAAUAAAACAUUUUAAUUUUAUUAGUUAGUUUUAUAAAUACUUUUGUGCUUAAAAUGAAAACACUACAAAACUGCAUAUUCUUUAACAUUGUGUUUAGCACAUGUACUAAAUAUUCCUUGAUAUACCAUAAAUAUAUAUAUAUAUUUAUCAGCAAAUUUAAUAAAAACGCAUACUACAAAUAUGCUUUAAUGUGUAUGUUAAAAAUGAACGUGGACUUUUUAACGCGCUUAUAGAAUUCUUCCAAAGCCGCUUAACAUUUCUUUUCAAAUUAUUUAAGUGUUAAUAAAUAUAAUAAAAUUAAGCACAGUGAAGAAACAAACCUUAACAAAAAAAUACAGUGUGUGCUCCCAGUACACGUAUUGGUAUUUAAAAAUGGCUCAGCGUCUGUGCCAGUAGGUCAAUCCCCUGCAGUUGCCCACCAAGAACUGCUCAACCGCGCAAUCCUUUUUGAAUGAGCAUAGGUGUAUGUGCGUAAGUAACAGCAGCAACUUGAUCGUUCGUUCGUUGGUUGGUGAAAUUGUUAGUUUUUACGUUCGCACGCCGCCGAAAUUCUCCGUUUUUUUCACUUUUAAAACAGAAAUUAAUUAAUCAUAUAAUUUUAUUAUAGCCAUUGCUCAAAUUUAAUUUAUGUGUGUACAUUAGUUGUGAACCGCAUAGCAAAUAAUAAAAAAAAAUAAAACCAAAUUAGCGAAAAUGCGGUUUACAAAACGUAUCUAUGUAUGUCGCACUGCGAUUUUCUUAAACUGCAUACAAUAUACUUAAUACUGAAAAUAGAAAAAAUAACACACAUGGUCUGUAGGUGCUCAGUGUGAAUUUGUAUUGCACAUUAACUAAAUUGUGUUUUAGUGGAGAACAAUUGUUAAAGAAAUGCAGUCGUUAUUAUUCUGCAGUUAAAUAAAAUAAAUUUUAUAUUAAUUGUGCUAAAAAAUUUAGUAACUAAAAUUUUCGAAUUCGUUUAUAAUAUAUUAGUUACACAUAUUUGUUACCAGUGUCAUAUGUAGCAGUUAUUUUUUUAUUUAUUCUAAUUUUGUUUUUUAAUAAAAAAAAACUCGUAAAAAAUGUUUUAUUGCCAUGUGGUUCACCAUAAUAAAUAUUUUAAAUUAAUUUUUUUUUUUUAAUUUUUUACCUAAGAAAAAAAUCAUAAAAAAUGAUUCUGUAAGGAAAAUAUUAAAACUCAUAUUAGUUAAUAUGGUUUUAUUUUUAUUUAACUUACAUUUUCAACUGGGUACUUACACGGACCAUAUGCGCUAUAACUUAACAUACAAAUAGAAAGUAAAAUAAUGCGUCUAUGCAACAUUACAUACUGUUCAGUCGACUCAUAAGGAUAAAUAACCUUUGUAGAUACAUAUAUACGUACAAAAGUAUGCAUAUAAAAGCAACCACCACUAAAAGCGUAUACCUUAAUUAAACAUAACAAACACACACACACACACACAUGCACGUAAUAAGUUAAAAACUUAUUUUAUAAAUAAAAAAAAAAUAAAAUAAACUAUGAUUAAAUGUACGUAAAUAUAUACAUAUAUUUUUUUCUUUUGAGUUAAUGUAAUGUAAUUAAUUACUUGCGAUUCGAUUUAAGUGUAAAAAUAUUAUUUUUGUAUAUUACGAUUUAUAAUGUAUUGAUUUUAAUUUUGUUAUUUGGUAGCUAUAAAGAUUUUUUUAAAUAAUAUUAUUUAAUUUGAUACUGUAAUUUGUAAUGAAAAACAAAAAUUAUUCACAUGGAAAGUGAAAAUUGAAGCGAAAAUGCAAGCAACAUGUUUUUUAUCGAACGUAACGCAAUCGUUGUAGAGGCGCAGCAAGCACAAAAUACGUUUUGUAAAAUUUAGUAGUUUCUUUUUAAAAUCUAUAAUAUUUUGUUUUAAUUAAUAUAUAUAUACAAGUAUAUAUAAAACUAAAAAUAUAUGUACAUAAGUUUGCUAUAUAUUACAAAUUAUAUUUAUUUUAAUUUUAAUUCGCUAUUUUAUACAAAAACAUAUGCUUGUAUAACGUUUUGCUUAAUUUGAUUUAAAUCAAUGUUUUUUUUUUGCUUAUUUUUCGAAACUUCAAUAACAACAAACACAAUUAGUAUAGGUUUAGUUUAUGUGUACGUUAAGUGUCAAGUUCUCAAGUGAAAGUAAUUGAAUUACUUAUAUAAUUUGUUAAUGAUUAAAAUUAAAAAUAUUAAAAGAACAAUUGGAAAAUUGAAAAAUAUUUGAGUUAUAUUAAAAUAUAAGUAAUAAACACAUGUGUAUAUACACGUAUGAAAACCAUAAGUAUAAGUACAUAUAAAGAUCUGUUAAUUUUUUUUAGAUUUUUGUUUCUAUGAAAUUUUUAUUUUUUCUGCGUAAAAAAUAAAAUAUUAAAAAUUUUUAUUUAAGAGAAAAAGAACGAAAUGCAUACUACUACUACUGUGUAAAACUAA
Molecule: messenger RNA, 9365 nt
Organism: Bactrocera oleae (olive fruit fly)
Lineage: Eukaryota; Metazoa; Arthropoda; Insecta; Diptera; Tephritidae
Source: RefSeq, a predicted model, not a curated record